UGGGUGACGGCGCUGCGCGUACAGUUGUGGGGAGGGCGAAACGGAGGAGGAGGCGGAGGGAGGCGUUCAGCCUCCGGUGGUUCUUCGGCUGCUCCCGUUGGCAGAGUCGGUUGAGACUCGCGGGGGCGGCGGAGGAGGUGCUGCUGCUCUGCGCGAUGUCGGAGUUACGAGCCGCGGUGCCCGGUUCUGGGACAGCGCCCAGCCCCAAUGCCUCCGGACCAGGGGGCACCUGUGGGCCCGGGCCAACGCCUCCGCUACCCUCGCCUGGGCCCGGCGGCACCAACGCCACCAGAGGAGAAGGAGGCACGCUGGGCCCUGGGGGACCGGCCCCCGGGGGGGUGACAGGAGCUGCCGGGGGGAGCACUUCUUCCGCUUCCGUGUCGACCAGCUCGGCUUCCGGGUCAGCCCGCGAGGGCUGGCUUUUCAAAUGGACCAAUUACAUCAAAGGGUAUCAGCGGCGCUGGUUUGUGCUGAGCAAUGGGCUCCUCAGCUACUACAGAUCAAAGGCAGAGAUGCGGCACACCUGCCGUGGUACCAUCAACCUGGCCACAGCCAAUAUCACUGUAGAGGACUCCUGCAAUUUUAUAAUUUCCAAUGGAGGGGCACAGACCUACCAUUUGAAAGCCAGCUCAGAAGUUGAGAGGCAGCGCUGGGUCACAGCCCUGGAGCUGGCCAAGGCCAAAGCGGUGAAGAUGCUGGCAGAAUCAGAUGAGUCAGGUGAUGAAGAAUCGGUUUCUCAGACAGACAAGACCGAACUGCAGAAUACCCUGCGCACUCUCUCCAGUAAGGUGGAGGACCUUAGCACCUGUAACGACCUGAUUGCCAAGCAUGGCACAGCAUUGCAACGCUCUCUCAGUGAACUAGAGACCUUGAAGCUGCCUGCUGAGAGCAAUGAGAAGAUCAAGCAGGUCAACGAGCGGGCCACGCUCUUCCGCAUCACUUCCAAUGCCAUGAUCAAUGCUUGCCGAGACUUCCUGAUGCUGGCCCAGACACACAGCAAGAAGUGGCAGAAAUCUCUUCAGUAUGAACGUGAUCAGCGCAUCCGUUUGGAGGAGACAUUGGAACAGCUAGCCAAGCAGCAUAACCACUUAGAAAGAGCCUUCCGUGGAGCCACGGUUCUACCAGCCAAUGCCCCUGGCAGCAUGGAUUCCACUAAAGAUCGAUGUUUCCCAUCUAAGGGGGAUCUAAGUGAUGAAGAUGAUGACAAUGAGUUCUUUGAUGCUCCUGAGAAUAUCACGAUGCCUGAAAACAUGGGCCACAAAAGAACUGGCAGCAACAUCAGUGGUGCUAGCAGUGACCUCAGCCUCGAUGAGCAGUAUAAACACCAGCUGGAGGACACCAGGAAGGAGAAGAGGACCCGAAUUCCCUACAAACCAAAUUAUAGUCUCAACUUGUGGAGCAUCAUGAAGAACUGCAUUGGCAAGGAACUCUCCAAGAUCCCUAUGCCAGUUAAUUUCAACGAGCCCUUAUCCAUGCUGCAGCGCCUCACAGAGGACCUGGAGUAUCAUGAGCUGUUGGACCGAGCAGCCAAGUGUGAGAGCUCCCUGGAGCAACUCUGUUAUGUGGCUGCUUUUACUGUAUCAUCUUACUCCACUACUGUCUUCCGCACUAGCAAGCCAUUCAACCCACUCUUAGGAGAGACCUUUGAACUAGACCGGCUGGAGGAGAAUGGCUAUCGUUCCCUCUGUGAGCAGGUCAGCCACCACCCCCCAGCUGCUGCUCAUCAUGCUGAAUCAAAGCAUGGCUGGACCCUUCGUCAGGAAAUCAAAAUCACCAGCAAGUUCCGUGGGAAAUAUCUCUCAAUUAUGCCACUUGGUACCAUCCACUGUAUCUUCCACGCAACUGGCAAUCACUACACAUGGAAAAAGGUCACUACAACAGUACACAACAUCAUAGUGGGCAAAUUAUGGAUAGAUCAGUCUGGCGAGAUCGAGAUUCUGAAUCACAAGACCAGUGAAAAGUGUAUUCUCAAGUUUGUUCCUUAUAGCUACUUCUCAAGAGAUGUGGCCAGAAAGGUCACUGGGGAGGUACUUGACUGCUUGGGGAAAGUGCACUUUGUGUUGCUUGGCACUUGGGAUGAGAAAAUGGACUGUUUCAGGGUGACAUCAAGUAGCAUGGAGAAUGGUAGUGAAAGCCGGCAGAGAACCCAUGAAACAGAGGACAGCAGGGUUAUGCUGUGGAAGAGGAACCCACUCCCGAAGAACGCUGAGAACAUGUACUAUUUCUCAGAGCUGGCUUUGACGCUCAAUGCUUUAGAAAAUGGCACUGCCCCCACAGACAGCAGGCUUCGGCCUGACCAGCGACUCAUGGAAAAUGGACGCUGGGAUGAGGCCAAUGCAGAGAAGCAACGCCUUGAAGAGAAGCAGCGUAUCUCCCGCAAAAGACGUGAAGCUGAGGCCAUGAAGGCCACAGAGGACGGAACUUCUUAUGACCCUUAUAAGGCACUGUGGUUUGAACGGAAGAAAGAUCCCGACACCAAGGAGGUGGCUCAUGUGUACAGCGGGGGCUACUGGGAGAGCAAAGAGAAACAGGACUGGAGUAUGUGCCCUGAUAUCUUCUGAACUGGAAGAAGCUGGACUUUUGAGAAGAGGAAGAAAAAUGGGUAGCAGAAGAAGGAUGGAAGGAAGCAGCUGAUCGUGUGACUUCCUGCCUCGUGCUUUCCUCACCAAAUCUGUCUGUCUUAACCAAUCACUUGUUUUCAAUCAAUCACCCAAAGCAGAAUCCAGCAGUGGUGAUUGGCUGGGUUGCCUUAGCUGAUUGAAGUUGAUGUCUGGAUCCCUGGAUGGCUAGGGACCUAUCUGCGUUGAGGACUGCAUACUCAGUUUUCCCAUCGCUGUGCUCACAACCCUGCACAUUUGGGGAGGAAGAGGGGAAAAACAUGGUGCUGUAUACAGUUUGCCCCUCUUUUCUUUCUUCAGAUGAGGGACAGUUCAGUGGCAUGUGGUCAAGACCAUGAAUGUAUGCUCCAAGGGGAUUGUUGGGGGAGAUGUAAGGACAUCCUGCCAUAAAGGUGGUUCUGGUUCUUCCACCCACCCGUUAGGUAGCCUAUGCUUAGGCAAGGUGUCGCAAGUGAGGCCUCGGAAGCACUGGAUGUUUUUCCAGGAGCUAUCAUCUUUCAGUCCACUCUGGGAGUAAAGCUGCUACUGAUGUCCUAGAACUGGAAUGCAGGAAGAGACUAGCUGUGGAUCUGUCAUUUGGGGCUCAUUCAGAUGUUCGCACAGUGGCAGGAAACUAAACUGUUCUCCCUUUUUCUCAACCCCACACUAUGCCAGACCCCAGAAUUUUCCUCACAUUCACUUUGCUGGGACACUACAAUUGAAGAUUCCCUCCGCCUAAAGCCCCUGGAAACCUCUAGCUUAAUGCACACCUGUUUAUAUGUAUAUUAUAUAUAUGUAGAGAAAGAGAGAUCUAAUUUUAGUUUUGAUUUUCCCCCCUGUUCCUCUCCCAUCCUACGGACCCCAUUUUUUAAUAUCUGCCCUGCUUGGUCUCUUCCCACUGCCCCCAGACCAAGAGAGAUGUUCUGCAGAAAAAGUGGCAGUGGACAAUUGCUUGUCUUGCCUCUUUAAAAAAAAAUGCCAUCUGAUGUGGAAGCCGAAGUUUGGUAGCAUCAAUUGUAAAGUUGUGCAGGCAUAAACCAGGUAUUUCUCAAUACUGUUGAAAAAUAAGAACAUUGUGGGAAUUCCAGCUGGUCUUGGACAGCUCUGGUCAUAUCUGCCAAAGCUGGAUCCUAAGGUUGAAAGGGUGCUGCCACCAUGUGCAGAGAUGGGUAAGGGCACAGAGGCUGCCCAAGCCAGGCUCACACUUGGACAGGCGUGUCGAUGAUAAAGGCAGCCCCUACCCUUGGCUAAGGAUCAGCAAUGAGGUGCCUUCCUUCUGUGUGUUUCUCCUUUUUAUUUUCUUUCUUUUCAUUGACUUUUGAACCUUAGCCACUGAAAAGGUAAGAGGUGAUGAUGGUUCUGCCCGGGGCUGCUCGCUGGUGAGAUGGAGUCACCGUACUGACUGGGAGAAAUGAAGUCCUGAGCUCUGCCUUCCCAGUAGCAAAGGGCAGUGCUGUUAGCUGGGAAAGAAGGGGCUUUGGGUGGGGUCUCUGCAUUAUCUGCUGCUUGGUCCCAGUAUAAAGCCAGUUCUUUGCAGCUGGUGGAAGCUGAUAUUCCCUUGGAUGGGUUAAUGGCGGGCUUUAAAGAAAGAGAGAGAAUCCCUGCAGUUCUUUUUUUUUUUUGGGGGGGGGGGGGGUUGCCUUACUGUCUUUUUUCCAAAAAACAAACAAAACUAAAUUAAAUAAUGAAACCUGAAAUAUCCAGGUUGGGGUUUGUGUGUGUGUCUCUCUCCUCCCUGCUUAAUGUACAGACUUGAAAGGGCUUAGUACAUGCAUCCUCCUCAUGUGUGGCAUGUAGAAUACUGUGCUCCAUACAGCUUACACCUUUGCUCUUUCUUUUGCAGUGCCUUGUUGGCUUUGCUAGUUUUGGCAGAUAGAAGUCAUAAAGCUUACCAGCCUUUGUGGAUGCACCUGAGCCUGUGUAUAGCUCUGGGGAGGCUUGAAACAGGCUGGCCUUGGGAGUCUACUGUGGCUCUUCUGAAAUCCAUAUGGCUUACCAGUGGAAUGCACUGUUGGAGGAAUGCAUCACUAGAUCCAUUGGUGUGUGUUGGUAGCUGUUACAGUUUGGGAAAAUGCUUGCAGUUACCAGCUGUUGGAGUGGAGAACUCUGAAUUAGAAUACAGUGCUAUAUUUAACUGAACAUUCCUGGGAAGCAAAAUCUUGGAGCAUGUAUUUGCACCGGGACCUGGUUCAUCCAUAAAAUCAAACAGUGACUGUUGUCUAGACUGUUUCUAGUGUCUGAUGGCAGAUCAGGUAUCCCAGGUUUAGAAUUGGCAGGGCUAAACAAUAGUCAGGUUUUUUUUCUCAGUGGAGAUUCAAAGCUGAAUCCUAUCGCAGCUGCAUGGCUAGACAUCGAUGGGAGGGUUUCUUGAAGGUAUUUCCUGUUUUUAUUAUUGUCAGAUGGGGCAGCUGGCUUGGUGCUCUGCCAGUGCUGCUGCUACAUAAAUGUUCAAUCUAGCUUUACA
Messenger RNA from Sphaerodactylus townsendi, 5061 nucleotides. It is a transcript of the gene OSBP, whose product is annotated as oxysterol binding protein. Bases 156 to 2561 code for a protein of 801 amino acids. Gene Ontology annotation, molecular function: sterol binding. Gene Ontology annotation, cellular component: membrane; intracellular membrane-bounded organelle; cytosol. The transcript has 14 exons. The record is from RefSeq and is a predicted model, not a curated record. NCBI's taxonomy places the organism in Eukaryota, Metazoa, Chordata, Lepidosauria, Squamata, Sphaerodactylidae.